AUGCAGCAUAUCAAGGGGCAAAUGACGGCGCAUGGUUGGACAAGUCGGUCAGAUGAAUCAAAAACGCGAAUAUUGGAGCAAUUGCGUGACAUGGUCACUGAGCUUCGCUCUGUCACACCCCCAGAAGGGACAAAGGUUAGCAGUAUCGAAGGCGGGCCUUUCUACGACUGUCGGCUGCCGUCAAGGCUCUACUGGGGUCCCUAUGCCAGUGUUCGCAAGUUCCACGAAGCGCUGGUCGAUAACAUUCCUUGGGACGCUGAAUAUACCAACUAUCCUGAUCUUGUUGAACUCUUUGAAUUCUACCGGCAAGUAGAAAACGAGAUAGUCCUCACCCAUGGCGACCUGAGCAGUCUCAACAUUCUGGCUCGUGGAGACAGAGUUGUAGGUAUAGUGGACUGGGAGACGGCAGGAUGGUUCCCGGCUUACUGGGAAUACACCACAGCAAGAUAUGUCAACCCGUAA
Messenger RNA from Fusarium venenatum, 462 nucleotides. RefSeq names its product kinase-like domain-containing protein. The record is from RefSeq and is a predicted model, not a curated record. NCBI's taxonomy places the organism in Eukaryota, Fungi, Ascomycota, Sordariomycetes, Hypocreales, Nectriaceae.